AACUGAAGUAACAUUGUACCAUUUCUAAGCAGUACAUAAAUCCUGAGAGAUUACUCAUUCCUCCUCUGUGACUCUAGAACUGCUGCACAGCUCCAGCUGCACAGCCGUCUCAACACCAAACAAUAUGCAGUCCUUCAUCUCUCAACAGCAAACAAAUUUCCUCGUUGCCACUAUGAGCAAGUAUUCAUCCGCAGUGAAGAAUAUGGAGCAGACAGUCAUGCUUCCCAGCCUCCUUCAAGACAUCCCUUUGGAGGAUCAAAAUGAAGCAAAAGAUGUCUCAGUCAGUUCUCAGAACUUGUAUGAAUGCUACAUCCAGCUGAAAUACAUCAAAGACAUUGUGGAGAGCGGUCGUCUGCCCCUUGAAGAUUUGAAACGACAGAUCAACGAUGCCUAUGACCUGGAACAUGAAGACGAGACAAAUUUAGAGACACUUUUCUAUGUCCAUGUGAAGGGGCUCUGUGCUGUGUUGAAUACAUUGACCAAAAAAGCCAACAUGUUGACCAGCAGGUAUAAGGACAUGAUAGGAAUUUCUUUGUAGCUUUGAUGCAAAGAAGAGAAAGAUAACUGCUCAUCCAAGAAUGAACAACCUGAAAGAAAGAAUCUGAGGAGAAAGCAAGGUAACUUUUCUGUUUGGCCACUAACAAAGACCAAAAUAAAACCUUACAGACUUCCAACUGCAGAAUGUGUUGGGAAUGAUCCAGAAUGCACCAUUGGAUUUGUAUUUGCAAAAGUACCAACAAGCUUUUUGAGAGGAGACUUCAACUGUACUAAUUUUGCCAGCCACAAGGCAGAAAGAUUAAAUGUGCAGCACUUGUGAAUUUUAAAAUCAGCUGAUGAAACCUUCCUUCUGCAAGAAACAUUUUGGUAAACUGUAUUAUGAUGAAAAUGGCUGAUUCAACUAUUACAAUAUGCACAAUUUUCCUAAUGGUACAUGAUUUGUAUCAACGUGAACAAAAUGCAUUGUUCCCAUAUAUGGCACAAAUAAAAUUGGACAGAGUAUUUAAGAUAUGUUUUUUUCUCAUUUAUAUGCCUUUCUGUUCAAUAAUGUUGCAGUGUUAGGUUUCUGAUUACUUUUACCCCUGAAAGAAAUGGGGAAGAAGAACUCACUUUACUCUGGAUUCAAAGAAAUGAUUCUUCUCGAAGUAUCAAUUGUGAUUCAUUGGGUAGCACUUGCAAGUCAAUGGGCUGUAAAUUCAGGUCUCACUCCAAGAACCUGAUAAUUGUGAUCUGACUCCCCAAGGUAGUGUCUGCAUCAUUUUUUGGCUGAGACAUUAAAUGCUCAUAAGGCCACAAGAUGUAUUAGCAGAAGUAGGUCAAGUUCCCUCUGCCAUUCAAUGACACCUUGGCUGAUCAAAUAGUCCUCAACUCCACUCUCUCAUUUAUUCACAUAACCUUCGAUUCCCUUGCUAAUUAAAAAUCUGUCUAUCUCAGCCUUUAAUAUAUUAAACAACCCAGCCUCGGCAGUCCUCUGUGGCAAAGAAUUCCAAAGAUUCAAUACCCUCUGAGAGAAAUAUUUACUCCUCAUCUCUGUCUUAAAUAUGUGACCCCUUACUGAGAUUACAUCCUCUGAUCCUAGACUCUCCCCUAAAGGAAAACAACCUCCCUGCACUUCCCCUAUCAAGGCUCCUUAAGAAUUGUUUUAAAAAAGUCUCCCAUCAUUCUUCUAAAAGCCCAAUCUAUUAAACUUCACCUAAAAGAAAGUCCCUCCACACCCAGGAUCAGCCAUCGUUGUGGACCUUCUUUGGACUCCAAGGCAAAUAUAUCUUUCCUUAGAUAAGGGGACAAAAACUAUUCAUACUAUUCCAGGUGAGGUUUGACUAGUACCUUGUAUAGUUUUAGCAAGACCCCCCUAUUUUUAUACUCAAUUCCAUUUCAAAUACAAGCCAACAGUCCAUUUGUAUUCCCUAUUACAUAUUUGGCUGCUAAUGUUUUUGUGAUUCAUGCUCGAGAACCUUCCAAUCCCUCUGUUCUGCAGCCUCUUACAGUCUUCUUCUUUUUAAAUAAUACUCCCAUCUUCUAUUUUUCCCGUCAAGGUGCAUAACCUCAUACCUUCCCACAUUAUAUUCCAUCUGCCAAGCUUUUGCCCACUCACCUAGCCUGUCUGUAUCCCUCUGUAGAUUCAUAGUAAGAUUCUCAAUUGCUCACCACUUGCCUUUGUGCUUAUUUUUAUAUCGUGUAAAAGUUAAAGAUCCUAUGACACUAUUUCAAAGAAGUGCUGUUAUAGGAGUUCACCCCAGUGUUCUAGUUAAUUUAUGCCCCUCAGCCAACUCCAGAGAAAUAGAUUUUGGAGAUUAUCAUCUUGUAAAAAUUGAUGUAUAUAUGUAAAUCAUUCCCCCUUCAAUCUUCCUCGUGACUUUAGAAAAAUAGACAUCUUAUUGAAAGGUGUUAAUGCCUUUCAUCUCUCAGAGGGUAAAAAAGAAACAUUUCAUGAGCUUCCCUGGGUAACUGUGGGAGAGACAGGCUUUUUGCACAGAGAGGUAUUUUUUAAAGAAUAGAACACAAACAACCAGGGGAACAACUUGAGUUUUGUGAAGCAAGAUAGCAUCCCGGCAGACAGACAUGCAGCAAAAAAGAUAUUCCUUUCAUAUGGCACCUUUCACAGCAUCAGAAAAUCGUAAAGUCUUCUACAAUCUAUUAGUUACUUUUAUCGUUGAAUAAUAUUGGCUUGGACAACAGAUUAUAAAUGAAAGAGGACCACAGAGACAAUGCUUAUUGGCUACAGGACAUGAUACAUAAGGAUUAUUGUUUCUAAAUUAAAUAACGUGAUUCACCAUUGAUGGAAGCAUUGUAGUUUGUAGUACUUUCAACUGUUUUAUUAUGUGGCCACAAGUUGUACUAGGUAA
Rhincodon typus (whale shark) is the source of this 2843-nucleotide messenger RNA. RefSeq names its product mid1-interacting protein 1-B-like. The coding region runs from base 125 to 538 and encodes 137 amino acids. The record is from RefSeq and is a predicted model, not a curated record. NCBI's taxonomy places the organism in Eukaryota, Metazoa, Chordata, Chondrichthyes, Orectolobiformes, Rhincodontidae. Gene Ontology annotation, biological process: regulation of lipid biosynthetic process. The transcript has a single exon. Gene Ontology annotation, cellular component: cytosol.